This is a messenger RNA of Salvia splendens (bonfire salvia), 1819 nucleotides long. Its product is annotated as F-box protein At5g46170. The transcript is spliced from 2 exons. Gene Ontology annotation, molecular function: protein binding. The record is from RefSeq and is a predicted model, not a curated record. Lineage: Eukaryota; Viridiplantae; Streptophyta; Magnoliopsida; Lamiales; Lamiaceae. The coding region runs from base 271 to 1383 and encodes 370 amino acids.
AAAGAAAAAAAAACACGCACAGCACACACCAACCUCGACCACCAUUUUUGUUCCUCCUUCUCCUUCACUCACUUCCCCCAAAUUCCCCCCACCUCAUUAAAACUCCCACCCUAAUUCCUCAAUUUAACCCUCCUCUCUUCCUCUACAUAUUUUCAAUCAGAUCCAUUCACUUUUCUACAUUCAAUUUCUUCCCUAUAUAAAUCUUUCCGCCGAAACUCCCUCCCAAUUACCUCUCGAUUCUCCCUUUUUCCUGGGAUAUCACCUGAAAACAUGGGAUCCAUUGGUGCAGAUCUGUGCCGCAAAAUCCACCCCCACCCCGUCGACCAGUUCGACCGCCUCCCUGACUCCCUCAUCCUCCUGAUUUUCAACCAAAUCGGCGACGUCAAGGCGCUCGGCCGCUGCUGCGUCGUCUCCAGACGCUUCCACUCGCUCGUCCCCCAAGUCGACAACGUCGUCGUCCGCGUCGACUGCGUCAUCUCCGACGAAGAUUCCUCCUCCAACUCUCCUUCCUCCGCCGCCGCCGACAAGUCGCGCCACCCGAUCUCCUCCAUCUUCCGCAUCUUCUUCUCCGGCCUCUUCAAGCCCCUGCAGUCGUUGUCUCAGCUCAUCAUCCCCUCGGCGCGUGGAUUCCCACUGCCGGAGGAUUUCGACUGCGAGGCGGAGGAGAACACUGUGACUCACCAUUCUCCCACGCAGGUGUUGAAGAAUUUCAACGAAAUCAAGCAGCUCAGGAUCGAGCUCCCCACGGGGGAAUUGGGGAUUGACGAGGGGGUUUUGCUCAAAUGGAAGGCGGAAUUCGGCUCCACUCUCGAAAGCUGCGUGAUUCUCGGCGCUGAGAGCGUUUCGCAGAGCGAAAACAGUGGUGUGAACGAUAAUGGAGCGGAGAGCGGCAAUGGCGGCACGCAGGAAUCGUUCUACACCAACGGGGGGCUGAGGCAGCGCGUUGUGUGGACCAUCAGCUCGCUGAUCGCGGCCUCCGCCAGGCAUUACCUUCUGCAGCCGAUAAUCGCGGAGCACAAAACGCUGGACAGUCUGGUUUUGACGGAUGCUGAUGAGCAGGGGGUAUUGUCGAUGAACAAGGAGCAGCUGGAGGAGCUGAGGGUGAGGCCUCUCUCUGCGUCUUCGGCGUCGAAGAGGACUCUUGUUCCGGCUCUGAACAUGCGGCUGUGGUACGCCCCUCAACUCGAGUUGCCUAACGGGGUGGUUUUGAAAGGGGCGACUCUCGUUGCGAUCAGGCCGAGCGAGCAGCCGAAGAAGGAGGCGGCUGCGGCUGUGGGAUCAGAGGCGAAUUGGGUCGCAUCGGCGUUUGAGGAGCCGUUUGGGACUGCUGCGAGGAUGUUGGUGAAGAGGAGGAUUUACUGCCUCGAAAUGAACUCUUUCUGAUCGAGGAACCUUGAUUUAGGAUCAAGAUUGAAGAAACAGAUGCAUCAGUUCUGAUUUCAUUAUCUGAUACCCAACGAUCUUUCAGGUAGAGGGCGGAAACAAAAGGUCUGAAAAACCUCGCAGAGCACAAAUUUUGUCCUGAGCAGAGCAAGCGGUAAGCCAACUAAUACAGCUUCCGGUGAUGACUUGCCUUGCGCCGUACAGGCGGAAGUCGGCCGCGGAAGAAGCUGCAAUUGAUGAUAGGCUGCAGCUUUCAUUUUGAAUACUUAAAAAGAGAGAGGGGGGUAGGUGCUAUGCUAUGCUAUGCAACUGGAUUAUGUUGUUGGCUUAGACAUUUUGAUCAUCUAUCUAUCUGUCUGUGUUAGUUUUUAUAUAUGUAUAUGUGAAUAUUGUAGGUAUGACCAAAUUUAUGCUCAUCUGCUUUCCAUUUCUGAAA